Schistocerca americana (American grasshopper) is the source of this 2248-nucleotide messenger RNA. Its product is annotated as nuclear RNA export factor 1-like. Bases 60 to 1889 code for a protein of 609 amino acids. The transcript has 14 exons. Gene Ontology annotation, molecular function: protein binding; RNA binding. The record is from RefSeq and is a predicted model, not a curated record. NCBI's taxonomy places the organism in Eukaryota, Metazoa, Arthropoda, Insecta, Orthoptera, Acrididae. Gene Ontology annotation, cellular component: nucleus. Gene Ontology annotation, biological process: poly(A)+ mRNA export from nucleus.
UAGUAGCGGGGGCAGGUAUUGUUUAUGCGGAGUACGUAGAACUUUACGCUGACGUGAGAAUGGGGAAGAAGAAGAAAAGGGCGAAAUGGGUUCAGAAAAGAGUCCGUCCAUUGUUGCUACCUUUGGUGCCGUGUCAAGCUACGUCAGCUGCUGUGACUAGCACAUCUGGAGGAGCAGAAAGUGCAGCAGCUCCAGAAAAAGUAAUACGGGAGGACCUUACUGAUGAAGUGAGUGAAGUGGACUUUACGAAUGAAGUGACAGAGGUGGAAGAUACGAAUGACGAGAUAGACGUUCUCGGUAAAUAUGCGGUCCGCUUACUAGCUGCACAUCCUAAUAUUCUGUCAAAUGCAACACCCGACAUCUGGCAUAAAAUUACAGUGAAACCAGCUGGGGGUGACAAAGUAGCUAUUCUCGAUGCUAUCAACAAGCAAAUUUCUCCACUGGAGCUCAUUCCGUAUUUUUUUUGCAUGGAGGGUGGACAUAUAACAUUCCUAGUGAAUAACUGCAGCGCUGCACUGGCAGCAUUGUUCAAACAGAACCUCAGAGUGCCAUUUUAUCCUUUUAAGCAACGUGAAUUGGUACUCCAGCUUCAUUCCAAGAAAGUGAACCUCUCUGCAGUUCUGCAGAAAAUUAUCAGUAAAAGGCUAAAUUCUGAGAAAACGGUCUUAGACCUGUCAAACCUGAAUAGCAUUCCUGAGUAUCAGCAAGUGAUGUACGACCCAUCAAAAAGCUCUCAUUUACAGCAGCAGUUGCUGAAAAAUGCACAGGUAAUGGCUCCGAACCUCAUCAGCCUCUGCCUAGCAGGAAAUGAGCUGUCGACACUGAGCCACCUCACCCCAGUCUUUGCGGAUAAAACCAAAUGGAGGUCACUAAAAGUAUUAGAUCUGAUGGACAACGAGAUCCAGACAGCUGGUGUGCUGCCGACCCUUAAUUCUCUGCCUAUCACAGAAUUUUACUUGCACAAAAAUCCUGUGUGUGGGAAAUAUAAAACACGUGAGGCGUACACGAGCAUCGUCACAGCGAACUUCCCCCGUCUCAUUAAGUUGGUGAGUUAUAAAGAUGGGACGUACGUGCCGCACAUGCCAGGCUUACCACAGUGGCGUCCGAAUUACAUUUUCUGUAGCAGCCACGGUGACUCGAGUGAGUUCGCCGACCAGUUCAUCGAGUACUUUUUCACCCUGUACGAUGGUGAGGUUCGGACGGGGCUUCAAGGCUUGUACCAUGAGGACGCCUACUUCUCUCUCUCUAGCACGUACUAUGCUGGACAGAGCACAGCAACCAGUAAGGGGCUGAGCCCCUACAUAGCACAGAGUGGCAACAUCUUACAUAUGUCUAACAAACAGAAUACAAAAAUUGCACUAUGCCAUGGGGCGAAGAAUAUCCUCACAAAACUUCAGGUGCUGCCACAGACCCAACAUGACCCAUACUCCUUCACUGUGGAUGUCCUACAUCAUUCCGAGAUAAAGACUGUAUUGACAGUUACAGGGGUGUUCAAAGAGCUAACACCAAAACAAGACGAAUCGCCUCGACAUUUUAUGCGUACCUUUGUCCUUGUCAGACUAGCGAAAGAGGAAUAUCAGAUAGUUAAUGACAUUGUGCACGUUACAAAUGCGGCAACGGGAGAAGCAGAGAAUGCAUUUAAAUACCCAAAGCCAGAUACAGUCCUAAAGAAAAUCAGGCCACCGAGGGAGGUGACAGAGAGUGAUAAAAAUUCUAUGAUUGAAAAGUUUUCACAGCUUACCGACAUGACAGCUGAGUGGUCACACAGCUGCCUGGAUACUGCUGACUGGGACUUAAGAAGAGCUCUCCUAUUAUUCAUUGAAAUGUACAAAGCAGAUACAAUUCCAGCAAGUGGAUUCAGAAAACCAAAAGAAGCAGCGAAAUCUUGAAAGCGAGAAAGCUUUCUUCCCUAUUAGAGUAUAUGUGUCUGCAUAGCGUAUGAAGCAGCGACUGAGAAACAUUGCACGCUUUGUGAAUGUGGUAAUUGUUAUUACAGAAAAAGAUGAUGAAAGUUAGUUUUGAGACCGAUUAACUGAGGUACAUCUGGUGAAAGUUAGUUUUGUGACUGACUAACUGAGGUACAUCAGCAGGGAACAGAGUGCAGAGAGCAGUUAAUAUGAUGUUCGUUGUAUCCAAAGGAAAAUUCAACCGAAAGAACUCGUAAACUAUGGGCAAAAUAACUGUCCAAUAUUUGCUUCAAAGAAGUGAUACACACACAAAAGUAAAAGUACACAACACUAUCCUAGCU